Halichondria panicea is the source of this 1279-nucleotide messenger RNA. RefSeq names its product putative neutral sphingomyelinase. NCBI's taxonomy places the organism in Eukaryota, Metazoa, Porifera, Demospongiae, Suberitida, Halichondriidae. Gene Ontology annotation, molecular function: sphingomyelin phosphodiesterase activity. Bases 83 to 1213 code for a protein of 376 amino acids. The record is from RefSeq and is a predicted model, not a curated record. The transcript has 7 exons.
GGUAAAGCCGCGGCCUUAAAUUCUCAGGAAUCAGUUAACGAUCUUUACCUAUAAAUGAUUUUAACUAUAUACCACACUCAACAUGACUACACUAAAAGUACUGGAUCUGAACGUAUGGGGCAUCCAUUAUCUGGCCAAGCGGAUCAGAGAGAGGCUGGGGUUCAUUGCUGAGGAAAUCAAACAGUAUGACAUUGUUGGCCUACAGGAGGUAUGGAGCAGACAAGAUUACGCUUUUCUUGUGGAAAAAUUGCACCUUUGCUUCCCGUAUUCUCAUCACACGCACAGAGGAAUCAUUGGCAGUGGACUGUGUGUGUUCUCUCGCUACCCCAUCGUCACUGUGUGUGCUCACAGGUUCACUAUCAAUGGCAGUCUGCCAGAGAUUAAAGACGGAGAGAUCUUUACGGGGAAGAGCAUCUUGUUGUGUCGUAUUCACACCUCAGCCGGUGACAUUGCCUUCUACAAUACACACACUAACCCCAAAAAUCGCGAUUCUCAACUGCUUGAGGUCUACCAAUUUGUGGAGGCCACUCGUGGACCCUUGCCUGUUAUCCUAGUGGGUGACUUCAACACAAAGCCCACACACCUGGCCUACUCUAUCCUCACUAAAUGCCUCAGGCUACAGGACGUGUUCCAGGAUGACCCAGUGGACACUUGCGAUCUGAAGUCUAAUAUUUUCACCGAGUCUCACAUGACCCCAAAGAGGAUUGAUUUCGUUCUCUUCUCCCCUUGUGCAGCACUAGAGCUUAAGGACCAUCGUCUGGCACUGUCUGGUCCGAUUCCAGGAAAGCCAUUCCCAUUCUCAGAUCAUGAGGGAGUGGAGGCCGUGUUCCUGCUCAAAGACAAACCAGUGAUUCCACUCAGCCCCAAACUGUCAGAUGAAGCCAUUCAGGUAUUCAACGAGAUAUCUGAGAGGUUGGAAGCAAAGAAAAAGAAAUUGUUGACGAACACUUUCCGUGUUUUGUCAUCAUUUGCCAUCACCUUUAUCCUCUGCCUGCUAGUCAUCUUCACUGCUUGUAACCACACCCUCUUUUUGACGCUGGCAUCCGUCAACCUCCACUGGCUGACCACUUCCUGUGUGGGUGUGGUCUGUGCAGGGGGUGUGGUCUAUGUGGUGCAUCGGUUCUACACUAUACGAAUACUCAACUAUCUCGAGGCUAACCUCUGUGAACUCAGGACACUGUUUGAAAAUCAGAACUAUCUGAGAAGGUCAUAAACUAUUUAUUAGUUGCUGAUAAAUUUGCAGGUUUCCAUUAUUACCAUAAUAAUUAUAAUUAUCAUA